This is a messenger RNA of Gracilinanus agilis (Agile Gracile Mouse Opossum), 1258 nucleotides long. RefSeq names its product mitochondrial import inner membrane translocase subunit Tim23. Gene Ontology annotation, molecular function: transmembrane protein transporter activity. Gene Ontology annotation, biological process: protein import into mitochondrial matrix. Gene Ontology annotation, cellular component: mitochondrial inner membrane; TIM23 mitochondrial import inner membrane translocase complex. The transcript has 7 exons. The record is from RefSeq and is a predicted model, not a curated record. Bases 178 to 813 code for a protein of 211 amino acids. NCBI's taxonomy places the organism in Eukaryota, Metazoa, Chordata, Mammalia, Didelphimorphia, Didelphidae.
GUGGCGGUGGCGGCACAGUCAGCGGCAGCCUCUGUGGCAGCGGCACAGACGGCGGCUCCAGCAGCAGCCGGGGAGGGGUGGGAGCAGCACGGUCAGCGUCCGCGUGCCGCCGCCUUCGGAAGGGCCCCGGUCUGAAGCGAAGACCCGGAAAGUAGACUAGAAGAAAGGAGCGAGGCCAUGGAAGGCAACGGAGGCAGCAGCAAUAGGGGCUCAGGAGGCCUGGCCGGGUUCUUCGGUGGGAGCGGCGGAGGGCCGAGCUACUCGAACGCAGAUCUGGCCGGAGUUCCUCUUACUGGUAUGAGUCCUCUGUCUCCAUAUUUAAAUGUGGAUCCCAGAUAUCUUAUACAGGACACAGAUGAGUUUAUUUUACCUACUGGAGCCAAUAAAACACGGGGCAGGUUUGAAUUGGCCUUUUUUACCAUUGGAGGAUGCUGUAUAACAGGAGCUGCAUUUGGAGCAGUGAAUGGUUUAAGACUGGGAUUGAAGGAAACACAAAAAAUGUCCUGGUCCAAGCCAAGAAAUGUACAGAUUUUGAAUAUGGUAACCAGGCAAGGAGCAUUAUGGGCUAAUACUCUGGGCUCUCUGGCUCUGCUCUACAGUGCAUUUGGUGUUGUCAUAGAAAAAACACGAGGUGCAGAAGAUGACAUCAAUACAGUAGCAGCUGGGACCAUGACAGGAAUGUUAUAUAAAUGUACAGGUGGUCUUCGUGGAGUAGCUAGAGGUGGUCUGACAGGGCUAACCCUUACUAGCCUAUAUGCAUUAUAUAACAACUGGGAGCACAUGAAAGGUUCCAUGACACAACAGUCACUUUAGAUAGAGCUUGGACUGUGAGAACUGAAUGAAUAGAGGACACAGCAAAAGUUCUCCAGGUUGAUUUGUAAAAUCAAUUUGGGGUAAUAUCUGAUCUACCUACAUUUAGUAUGAAAAACAAAACAAGAUCUUUGGUACUGUCAUGAAGAUCACUGGCACACUUUACCAGAACUGGCACCACUUCUGGCCAGUAGUGUUGGAGCCAAAAGCAUCUGAUGCCUCAAAGUGAGUAGCACAGUCAUCAUUUUCUCCUUUGAAGAUUCUCUGCUGCAUGUCUACUCUCCAACUACCCCUGAACUUCUGAAAUAAGACUUACUCCCAGAUUCGGGUCACAUAAUUGUCAACAUUAUAUAUCAUAAGGUUUAUUCAUUUAACGAUUGUGAACUAUAAUACACUGCUUUAUUCCCAAUAAAGAGUGUUCCUAGAACCAAAUGCCAUAAUGUCAAAA